AUGACUAAUACCCUCACCGGUGUUCUUUGUCGAUUCAGGAAAGAAGUCACGGCCUUCAUGUGUGACGUGAAGGAAAUGUUCCACCAAUUCCAGGUAAAUAAAGAGCAUAGAAACUAUCUCCGGUUUCUAUGUUGGUUAAACGGAGAUGUUAGUCGCCGACUUAGUGACUGCCAGAUGAACGUUCAUCUGUUCGGUGCAGCUUCAUCGCCUGGCUGUUCGAACCUUGCAUUAAAGCAGAUUGCAAAAGACUAUGCAGAUGAGUUUGGACAUGAAGCAUCAGAUUUCAUACAGAACGACUUCUACGUAGACGAUGGGUUGAAAUCUGUAUCAACCGAAGAUGAAGCCAUUGAUCUCAUCAUGAGGACGAGAAAGAUUUGUGAACGUGGACGUCUUCACCUGCAUAAGAUUGUAUCCAACUCCAGAAAGGUAAUGCAAUCUGUUCCAGUUGAUGACAGAGGAAAGGACCUCAAGGAAUUGAAUCUUUCGCAAGACACCUUGCCUGUGGAAAAGGCUCUCGGAGUCCAAUGGUGCAUUGCAUCAGAUAAAUUUCAAUUCAGGAUCAACUUUCAGGAUAAACCACUGACUCGAAGAGGAAUCCUGUCUACAGUCAUGUCAGUGUAUGAUCCUCUGGGACUAUUAGCACCCAUAAUACUUCCUGCAAAGCUGAUUCUCCAAGAAUUAUGUCGGAUUUCUGCUGAAUGGGACGACCCCUUAUCGGAUACACUCAAAGCUAAGUGGGAACAGUGGAAGACCGACAUUCUCCAACUUCAGUACAUCUCUAUCGAUAUAUGCUACAAACCAAAAGACUUUGGAGAAAUCAGAGAUGUGCAACUUCAUCACUUCAGUGAUGCCAGUAACGCCGGUUAUGGGCAGUGUACCUACCUGAGACUUACAAAUCAAGAAGACAAGGUGCACUGUACCCUGGUGAUGGGAAAAUCCAGGGUCACUCCUAUCAAGACGGUAACCGUGCCCCGAUUAGAGUUAACAGCAGCCCUGUUAUCUGUAAAAAUUAGUUCCUUUCUGCAAAAUGAACUCGAUUUUGUAAAUGCCAAGCAUUUCUUCUGGACUGAUAGCAGAGUAGUUUUAGGCUACAUUAAGAAUGAAGCAAGACGAUAUCAUGUUUUCGUAGCCAAUAGAGUGAGUCAGAUCAGAGACGAGUCACUGCCUUCACAGUGGCAUCAUAUUGACACCAAAAAUAACCCUGCUGAUACAGCUUUAAGAGGACUCACUGUCAAUCAGAUAGAGCAAUCAAGAUGGUUAACUGGCCCCAAAUUCCUAUGGGAGAAGGAAAUUCCAGCUAUUGAAAGUAAGGAUGAUGGCGAAAUCGUUCCUAAUGACCCCGAAGUGAAGCUAACUCAAGCUCAUGCUGCUUUCAAGAAGAAUGAUGAGUUUGAGCUGGAACGACUAGACCGCUUUUCCAGUUGGCAUCAAACCAGAAGGGCUGUAGCAAAUUGUCUCAGACUAAAGUCCUACUUACGAAGACGAUGUGAACAGAAGCAUCAGAGAGCUAACCAGAAGAAAACCGGUAUCGAGCCUAUGUCUGCUGAAUUACUUGCCCAAGCAGAAAAGGAGAUAAUUAGGCAUAUACAAAGAAAGGCAUUCCAUGAUGAAAUUCAAAGACAGGAAGUUAUGAAAAAUGCCACUCAGACAUCUUCUCGUGAGAGGAGACGUCAUUGUAAGACUACCAGCCGUCUACACCAACUUGAUCCAUUUCUAGAUAGUGAGAACAUCCUGAGAGUAGGAGGUCGCUUGAGAAGGUCUAAAACUUCGUUCACAAACAAACAUCCCGCCAUCCUACCUCAAAAUCAUGUUACGGACCUGAUUGUAGCUCAUUGUCACAAAGAAGUUGCUCAUCAGGGAAGAGGCAUGACUACUAACUGUAUCAGAUCCCAUGGUUAUUGGAUUUUGGGUUGCAGUAAUCUUGUAUCCAAGCUCAUCUCUCGAUGUGUUACCUGUCGGAAACUACGACGACCAACACAGGUACAAAAAAUGGCGGAUCUACCAAAGGAUCGUCUAACCUCUGAACCGCCAUUUUCUUACUGCGGUAUGGAUUGCUUUGGACCAUGGAUAAUCAGAGAAGGCAGAAAGGAGGUAAAGAAAUACGGCCUUCUUUUUACUUGUAUGUCGUCGCGUGCAAUCCACAUAGAAGUACUGAACUCGUUGUCCACUGAUGCGUUUAUUAAUGCCCUUCGACGUUUUAUCUCUGUUCGUGGUCCUGUUCGUCAAUUGAGGUCGGACAGAGGAACAAAUUUUGUUGGUGCCGAGAAUGAACUCAUGAAAGCUUGGAAGGAGAUGAAUCAUAAGAAAGUUAAACAGCAUUUGCUCCGAGAAGGAUGCGAUUACUUUGCCUUCACCUUCAACUUCCCCUGCUCAAGCCACAUGGGAGGAGCUUGGGAAAGGCAAAUACGUACUGUUCGUAGAGUCUUGGAAGCAUUGCUGCGUCAAAAUAGUCAGCAACUGGACGACGAUUCACUGCGAACAUUGCUAUGUGAGGCAGCAGCUAUUGUGAAUAGUCGUCCACUGUCUGUAGAAUUCCUGAACGAUCCAUCUCACCUAGAGCCCAUAACUCCAAAUCUAUUGUUGACUCAAAAAUCAAGGGUGAUACUUCCGCCACCUGGUGUUUUUCCUCGGGAGGACUUGUACGCAAAGAAACGUUGGAGAAGAGUUCAACAUCUAGCAAAUGAAUUUUGGUCCCGUUGGAGGAAGGAAUUCCUGAGUCAACUUCAAUCAAGAAAUAAAUGGACUGUUCCACAGCGCGACAUGAGGGUUGGCGAUAUCGUGUUAAUCAAAGAAGAGAAUAUUCCCAGAAAUAUGUGGUCUCUGGGGAGAGUUGUUGAAACAUAUGCUUCUGGUGACACUCAUAUUCGCAAAGUGAAAAUUGCAGUAGGUAAUUCAAAACUGAACAAUCAAGGAAAGCGUGUUUCUCCACUGUCUCAUCUCGACCGCCCAAUUCAUAAACUGGUUCUUUUGAUCGCGCUAGAAGACCAAGUAUAA
Molecule: messenger RNA, 2994 nt
Organism: Lytechinus pictus (painted urchin)
Lineage: Eukaryota; Metazoa; Echinodermata; Echinoidea; Temnopleuroida; Toxopneustidae
Exons: 1
Coding region: 1-2994 (997 amino acids)
Biological process (GO): DNA integration
Molecular function (GO): nucleic acid binding
Source: RefSeq, a predicted model, not a curated record